AUGAGUACAGUUAUCCGCCACUUGAAAAACUGGUCAUUUACUCAAAUUGGGGGCGGCGAAGGUACAAAAGAUGAUGAAUGGCUGCAAGCAACUCAAUUUCCGACUACCAUUCAUGUUGAACUCUUGAAAUACAAGAGGAUAUCUGAUCCAUUCAUCGGCCUGCAUGAGUGGGAUGUACAGUGGAUUGGCGAGAGCUCAUGGUCCUUCAAGGCCGUCUUUGAAGUGACUGAAGACGAACUUAUAGCGCCUAACGCUGACCUUGUGUUUGAUGGCCUGGACACUUUUGCCAGCGUGUCUUUGAACGAGAAAAAGAUCCUAUCCGCCGAGAAUCAGUUUACCGCAUACAGAGCGCCUGUGAAGUCUCUUCUGAAAGUAGGCACUAAUGCCUUGGUCCUUGACUUCGAAAGCGCCUUCUGCAAGGGAAGAGAAAUCGAGGGGCAACACGAAAAACUCAACCUGUGGAAUGGUGACUCUAGUCGUCUUCAUGUUCGCAAAGCCCAAUACAAUUACGGGUGGGACUGGGGCCCGACUCUCAUGACCGUCGGACCAUGGAAGCCCGUUUAUCUCCAGACGUACCAAAGUCGAAUAACUGAUCUGGACGUCAGGACGCGUGUUUCAGAAUCCUUAAGUGUCGACCUUUCCGCUAGCUUUACCUUGUCAGAGAAUGUGCCGGGUUUUGCGUCGUUUGUCCUCAAGGCACCCGAUGGUUCCAUUUCAAUAUCCUCAAACAAGAUACCCACCAACACCGGCCGGGGUACCGUAUCAUUUCAGUUCGAGCCAGGAAUCCUGGAGUUAUGGUAUCCCAUAAGAUACGGAAGACAGACGUUGUACACUGCCGAGGUCGAAAUCACUGAUUUGGGGGGAAAUAUUCUUGACCGAAGGGCACAGAAGAUUGCUUGUCGACGCGUUAGAGUGAUACAAGACCCAUUGGCUGAUCAAGAAGGUAGAACCUUCUUGUUCGAAAUUAACAACAUCCGCAUUUUCUGUGGAGGGUCGAACUGGAUUCCGGCCGAUUCUUUCUUAACAACUAUGACGCCUGAGAGAUACAGAGCUUGGCUGCAACUUUUGGUCGAUGGUAAUCAGAACAUGAUUCGCGUUUGGGGAGGAGGCAUCUACGAACACGACUCGUUUUAUGACACAUGCGAUGUCCUUGUUUGGCAAGACUUCAUGUUUGGUUGCGGUCAGUACCCUGCGUACGAUUCUUUCCUUGAGUCUGUAGAGGAGGAAGCAGUACAGAAUGUAAAGAGGCUUCGUCACCAUCCUUCCAUUGUUAUUUUCGCUGGAAACAAUGAGGAUUACCAGAUUGCAGAAUCUCUCAAUUUAGAGCUGGAUUACUCGGACGAGGAAUCUGACUUCCGAAAGACAAACUUUCCUGCGCGCCAUAUUUAUGAGCGUGUAUUGCCUUCCAUUGUGCAACAGUUCUCUGACGUAUACUACCAUCGAUCAUCGCCGUAUAGUGGGUUUGGUAAGGAUACUGGAGACCAGAAGUAUGGGGAUCUCCAUCAGUGGAACGUCUGGCACGGAUCACAAGAGCCAUGGCACAACUGGGACAUCCUUGCCGGCCGCUUCGUAUCAGAAUUUGGCAUGGAAGGUUACCCCGACCUUCGUACGGUUGACUAUUGGCUUGGUGGUGACAAAUCGCAACGCUACCCACAAUCCAGAGUCAAUAGCAAUCAUAACAAGGCGGCAGGAUUUGAAAGACGGCUGGAGCUAUACUUGGUUGAAAACUUUAAACAUUCAUUUGAAAUGGAAAGCUAUGUAUACUAUACACAAGUGAUGCAGGCCGAAACGCUCGCAUCAGCAUAUCGACUCUGGAGGAGAAAUUGGCGUGGUAAGGGAAGGGAAUAUACUUCGGGCGCUCUCGUGUGGCAGAUUAAUGACUGUUGGCCAACAACUUCGUGGGCCAUCGUGGAUUACUUCCUCAGACCCAAGCCAGCAUACUUUACGGUUGCUCGAGAACUGCGGCCUUACACCGUUGGGAUGACCCGUAAGGAAAAAGAAACGUACCCAGACUAUCGGUCAGCUGCCAAGUUUACAAUCGAUACCAUCCUGGAGAUCUGGGGUACAAACAGUACACUUUUUGAAAAGAAGGCGACCCUCGAUGUAACUUCCUUUGAUUUGCAUUCUGAGUGGACCCAUCAUUGGGCCAAGGAGGUGGUAUUGGCGCCGAAUUCAAGCACCGAGCUAUUCCAAGGAGAGGUGCCGGGUGUACACACUAGGAAAAAGUGGAGCGAAGUGCCCAGGGUUAUCAUCGUAUCGGCUCGUCUGCUGGACAAGGUAGGAGAAAUCAUGGCAAGAUACUCGAACUGGCCGGAACCAUUCAAGUUCAUUGAUUUCCCGGCGCUUGAGGAUGUUGGCUUGAAAGCCGAGAUUGCCCAAGACGGUGAAACGAUCACACUAUCGACGAAGAAGCCCGUGAAGGGAAUAGUACUCGACAUCGAUGAUGAGUAUGUGAAAUUUAGUGACCAAGCCAUCGAUCUUGUGCCUGGAGAUCCACAGGUGGUGCGGGCAGUGGGGCUGAAAGGUCGCGCGGUGAAGGCGAGAUUCUUGGGAGACAGUUCGGCGUGA
Guyanagaster necrorhizus is the source of this 2568-nucleotide messenger RNA. Its product is annotated as glycoside hydrolase family 2 protein. NCBI's taxonomy places the organism in Eukaryota, Fungi, Basidiomycota, Agaricomycetes, Agaricales, Physalacriaceae. Gene Ontology annotation, molecular function: beta-mannosidase activity. The record is from RefSeq and is a predicted model, not a curated record. Gene Ontology annotation, biological process: glycoprotein catabolic process. The transcript is spliced from 21 exons. Bases 1 to 2568 code for a protein of 855 amino acids.